This is a messenger RNA of Nilaparvata lugens (brown planthopper), 1302 nucleotides long. RefSeq names its product vesicle-trafficking protein SEC22a. The coding region runs from base 213 to 1157 and encodes 314 amino acids. NCBI's taxonomy places the organism in Eukaryota, Metazoa, Arthropoda, Insecta, Hemiptera, Delphacidae. The transcript has 7 exons. Gene Ontology annotation, molecular function: SNAP receptor activity. The record is from RefSeq and is a predicted model, not a curated record. Gene Ontology annotation, biological process: retrograde vesicle-mediated transport, Golgi to endoplasmic reticulum; vesicle fusion with Golgi apparatus; endoplasmic reticulum to Golgi vesicle-mediated transport. Gene Ontology annotation, cellular component: SNARE complex; Golgi membrane; ER to Golgi transport vesicle membrane.
AAAUAUCUAAUAUUAGGUCUAAGUGUUCAAUAUUGAAUUUAUUAUUUAAUUUAGUAAUUUUAUAAAUUAUUCAAACAUUUCAGUUGUGUUAUUCAAAAUCGAUAGGGGUAAUUCUAUAGAAUAUAGUGUAGUGAAAUGACUUGAAUUAUCUCGACUAAGAGGUUAGAAUUUUAAUUUUCAUCACUGCGAGUACAGUAUUAAACAAUUCAAUUAUGAUUGUAUAUGCAUUAAUAGCUAGGACAAAAGAUGGAAUGGCUCUAUCAGCUACAACAGACUUUAACGAUGAAGUGAAUAAAUUUGUGAAGGAAAGUAAAAGAUACGUAAAGAUUGUAGCCAAAAAGUCUGGCCAAUACCCAGACAGGUGCACAGUAAAUUUCGGUGCACAUGAUUUACACUUCAUUUCUGGCCUUGGUGUAACCUAUCUUGUGUUAUGCGACUCAUCUCACCCACCAGUUCUUGCAUUCAGCUUCUUAAACGAACUAAUGAAAGAAUUUAUUACACAGUAUGAUAGUAUUCGUGUAAAUCUAGCUAGGCGUCCCUAUUCAUUCAUAGAAUUUGAUAACUUCAUACACAAGACGAGACAAAGGUAUAAUAAGCCUCAGAAUCUUCCAACGCGUAUAAAUUUGUCAGAUCUCAGUUGUGAAAUGAAACUGCGACCACCGUUCAUCAUUCCUUUCUCAGAAAUCGAGCCAGUACGCAACGGUUACAGAGUUAUAAAUGCUCCUCAGAUGGGCGUUGGGCCACCUCCAAAACUAGAACCUAUGGAUUGGUAUGCAGCUGUAUCUAUACUUCCCACCUCAUUGUGUGUGAUGCUAGGCAUGUACCGAGGAUUUUCCGCGCUCAGUGAGUCUGCCCUAGAGCAGAUCUAUACUGAUCGGGGUGUACUGGAGUACGAUGGACCAAGUCCUACACAUGGAUUGGUGUUUCUCUUCGAAGGCUUCUUAAGAAUAUUUCAGUUAUACCUUCUGGUGUAUCACUCCAGGUACAGGAUAGUGGAAAGUUGGGUUUGUAUGAUUCUGUUGGUAUGGAGUGUAUGGCUGGUAUGGGAUUUGCGAGACACCGUUCAGAAACUGUUUUUUAUUGCCAGUGCAAUAGGAUCACAUAUUAGCACUAUUUCUCGACGUCUUAGUCUCAAGCUACCUGAAUAUAAUGUAUGAUCAUUAAUUAAACUAUUAUGUAUUUUUCUAUUAAUUUUGUUAUCAAUACAUGUAUUUUAUGCACUAGGACAGUGUUUCCUGCAUGCAUUCUUGUUACCUAUUAUAAUGUUCGUUUUGUUUUCCAAUACAGUAUUUAAAUUUUCAA